Molecule: messenger RNA, 5893 nt
Organism: Eufriesea mexicana
Lineage: Eukaryota; Metazoa; Arthropoda; Insecta; Hymenoptera; Apidae
Gene: CarT
Product: Carcinine transporter
Exons: 12
Coding region: 3768-5681 (637 amino acids)
Biological process (GO): transmembrane transport
Cellular component (GO): membrane
Molecular function (GO): transmembrane transporter activity
Source: RefSeq, a predicted model, not a curated record
AGAGGACGCGAGAAAGAGAGCGAGAGGAGAGUGGAAGAACGAGAGAGAGAGAGAGAGAGAAAGGAUGUGGAUGUGAAAGGGGGAAUGAGAGAACGAGAGAAAGAGUGAGGAACCACGACGGAGAGGACGGCGGUGCGCGUCUUUCCGUGUCUUGAUAAACAACUCGAUCGUUCGCCUGUUCUUCUGAUUCGCCGACAAUCGAGAGCUGCGCCUACAGGCUAUCUCCAAAAUGGGUGGUGACAUUUUCCAAAUUUCAUUUCGAUCUUACCGCUCGUUGGUUGGGACGAGAAAGAUUCGCGCGUUUCCUAUUCGACGUCCCUUUCUACCCCCGCGAGGUAACGAAACGAUGAGAGAAGAUCCAGCUACCUAUUUUCGAAACAGGCUGUACAGGUGGAUGAAACGAACACGCGACGAUUAUUCCUUUCAUCGCGCGUAGCUUACGAUCGAUCAUGCCCGAGAUCAUCCUUUCAUGAUCGUACGAUAACCUAAUCCACCCGAGGCGCCACCAGAGAGGACUACGAGGUUGUAUCCUCAGGUUAUCCUCGAGGUGAUGAUAGUUAGCGCGAAUUAUGUUAUCAGGUCCGCCGAGAGGGGUGAAAAGAUGAUGAAAAAUAGAAAGAGGGAGAGAAAGAGAGAGAGUGAGAGAGAGAGAGAGCGAAGAUAGGAAUCGGUGGUGAAAGGGCCCGCAGAAGAAGGGCAGAGUUGGGAAACUAGGAAACGAAACGCCGGCCGUGCCGUGAUGGAGAACGAGUAACGAGUUGUGAGAAUGAGGAAUACGAAGGAAGCAAAUUAUAUUAUAUAUGCGACUGUGAUUUUUUGGAGAGACUCUCGUGUGCGAGGGGUCGAUGUUCUACCCUAAAGGGAGCGUGGCACCGGGUGAUCCGUGUUUCUCCUCCUCGCGAUCCGCUUGUGAUGUACGAGCGAUCUCGAGCGUAAUACACACUCGCUCUCCGGUUGUCCAGCAUAAUUUAUCUUUUUCGUCCGACUGUCUCUCGAGGGAUGAACGCUCGCUGCUCUCUGCGCCCCGAGCUACCCUAACGCGCGCACAAACACACGUAUAUUACCGAAUAAAUGUAUAACAGGGAGUAACACGAAAACGAACGGUAUACGCUCGCUCGGGAUCGUUUAAAGAGAAACGAAGAAUUUCCUCUCUUUUUCCGUUUACGUGAUCGGGGGAAACGAGACGCGGGCCGGGGCCACGCUUCCGAAAACAAACUCACACGAUAAUAUCUUAUCGAACUAUUAGUUGUUAGCCUUUUCAUCGUCGAGACUCCUAGAGUGCGUGCGAUGCUUUACUAGGGAACGUACGUGAGAGCGUAUUUAAGUAUAAGAAUUAUUAAAAAGGGGAAAAAAAGAGGGAGUGACAAGCAUGUGCAUUACGCUGUAUCAGUGAUGAUGUGCGCUGUGAGGUAGAUCAACGAUUUACCGAUUAUGGGGGUGUGUCCUGUUGGGGUGUUAUCCGCGAAUGAAGAUAAAAGCGACGAGAAGAGCGAAUGCGCUGAGAGAACGAGGAAUACUGAGAGCGAGAGCGAACGAGCGCGAGAGAGAGAGAAUGUGUGAGAGAGAGAGAAACGCAAGAAGAGAGAGAGUGCAUUUGCCAGUGGUGGUGGAGGGAUGACGGUGAGGAAGAGUUGGCUCGUGAUUCGACGUUGAAUCGCGGCGUCACGUUCGGGAAGGGACGAAUCGUCGAUUUGUAAAGAAGAAAAAAAAAGCAUAAUAAUAAUAAUAAUAAAGAAGAAACAAAGGAUGAAAAUAAGAAAAAAGUUAUAUAAAUUUUGUAUCGUGACGCGGUUAUAGAUCGGAGAACUGUCGCUGGACUAUUGUCCCGGCGCUACGCUGAGAUUCAGACGCAACAUAGAGAAACGAGAGAGAACACGGAGAAUUUAAACAUUGUAAGCUGUUACGUAGACGAUAAACGAUAAUAACGACGAUGCGAACCAGACGAUAAUCGAAUCCACGCAGAACACGCAGAUGAAUUAUUUUUCGAGACGAUUUCAGCGACGCGCCGGGCCCCAGGGCCCAGGGUCUCUCCGUUCUUCGGACUUAUUCGAAACCGCGGUGCCGUUGUACGUACGAGACAAUAUUUUCGAUAAUAUUUUUUAAACGAUCGAGUCGCGAAACACGAGGCCAACGCGUGUAGAGCUGUUGUUGUUCCAAAGCGUCAGAGAAAUUGCACGGUAAUGGCAGAGGACCGAGGAUCGAUCGAUCAGACGACGCCUGGUAGUGCUUUCGCGUGUGCGUCACGUUUCGAUCCGUAUCCUCGGAUAUUUUUCUUUCUACGAUUUUUCGACCGGAUGCGUCGAGUCCAAAAUGCCCCAUUACCGUGCAUGUCGUGUGAUUUAAAUAAAGAUAAAAAGAAAAAAAAAAAACAGAAAAAAAACACAAAAAAGGAAGCUAACGAAUUCAAGGAGAAGCAAACGAAAAAACUGAAUAAAAAAGCUGCAAAAAAAAGAAAAAAAAAAAAGAAACGUGAAUAAGGAGAGAAGAGAGAGGAGUAAAGGUAAAUCGAGCGUGUGAGAUUGAUCUUUUUGUGACGAUAUGCGGAAAGAGAGAGAGAGAGAGUGCUGUCGAGUGCUGCCGAUCGACGAUCGGACCAAACAUUAUAAUUUACGCAUGUGAACAAUUCGGGCGAUAAACGUGGGCUGAAGCAAAAGGAAGAGAGAAAGAAAGAAAGAAAGAAAGAAAGAAAGAAAGAAAGAAAGAAAAAACGAAUAAACGAGAACACGAGUGGGAUGGAGUCCUAUUUAGCCUGCCACUCUGUAAUUUGCUCACCCUCUCCAAUUUGUUUCCUAGAGUUCGAUUUUCACCUCGAUUACGCCAUCGGAAAAGAAAAACAAAAGACAAAAAAACGAAAAAAAGGAAAAAGAGAAAAAAAAUCGCUGCAGAAAUUUCGACGGAUCGAUAAUAUUCCUGGCCUAUUUUGCAAUUUCUGAUAGGUCUACUUCUAGUGUCCGAAAUUUAGCGUAAGUGCCACGAACGUUCGACCAAGAUAACGUGCCUCUCGUUACGGCAGAUUAAUUUCUUAUCUACGCUGAAUAGAAAAAUAAAAUUACCUCUUCGCCGCGGCAUAGAGAACCGAAACGCGUUCUCUCGAGGCGAAGAGCGCUAACGUUCGGUUAUCUUACGGUUGUCAAGGAAGAUAAUGCUCAAACUAACGCGAGAUUAAAUUAACGAAGAAACUUUAUUUUGUUACGAAAGAACGAAUCCCGCAUCGUACGCCGUAGAAGGCGUUUCCCCCGCGAUCUCCCUGAACUUCCAAUAAUUUGCUACACGCGAGAAAGAGAGAGAGAGAGAGAGAGAAAGAUCACUGAAUGGGAGAGGGUGCAGCAUACCCACGUAGCGCGAGAUAUUUACGUAUCUUUCGUUUCUUUUCGGUUUGUGUCAGUCGUGUGGUUUGCGGAGCCUGUGUUCUGUGAAGAUUUCCAAAUGACAACGACUAUAUGUGACACAUCGGCUACAUCGCUUAUCUGAGUGCUAUAGAGCGAUCGUGGAAUGAUUGGGGGACGAUUCUUCUGGAAAAACUCGGUAAAUCUACUGCGAGAGCUGAGACAAGCUAUCUAAAUACUUUUGUCCGAUUCGUGGCGGCCUUGGAGGGACACACUCGUGUCACGAUCGCGCAAGGGUGAAAGAGAAAAAGGCGCAGCAGGAUGGAACAAAUGGCACGCCGGUUGCAGUGCCAUCGGAAGGGAGCUAAUACACGUCACGUAACGCGUUUCUAAGGUAUCGGCGAGGUUUUGGUAGCCUGAACGUGCGCAAGGUUCACGAGAAUGGAGCACUUGGAUGAGAAUCGAGACGCCGGAUCAGCGAACGCUAAGGCGACCAGGAGCGCCGAUGACGAAGAUGGCUUCGACCUCGACGAUCUCCUACCGAUCGUCGGCGAGUUCGGCCGAUACCAGAGGCAGCUACUCUGGCUCGUGUGUCUUCCGGCAUGUCUCCCGUGUGGUUUUUGCGCCUUCAAUCAGCUCUUCAUGGCUGACACGCCACCCCACUGGUGCAAAGUGCCGGGGUUGGAGAGCCUGGAUGUCUCUCGCAGGAGGAGACUCGCGAUUCCGACCAGUCAGGAUGACAAUGAAACGUACAGUCAAUGCACACGAUACGAUAUCGACUGGACAGCGGAAAAUAUUUCUAUCGUGACAACAGCAUCGUACAUGCCAAACGCAUCAUGGCCCGUUGUUCCAUGCGACCAUGGUUGGGAGUACGAGACCUCGGAAGUGAAAUCCUCCAUCGUUAUCGACUUCAAUCUCGUGUGCGAUCACGCGAUUUAUCCGACCAUCGGUUUGGUCGCUUUAAACACGGGAGGACCAAUUGGGGUGUACCUUUUUGGCACUCUGAACGACAGAAUCGGUAGAAGAUUGUCUUUCUUCACCUGUCUGGCGACUUUAAUAACCGGUGGAUUUUUAACGUCGAUAUCGAACAGCUUUUGGACCUGGGCUGCCACCAGGAUGGUCGUCGGUUUGACCAUUCCUGAUAUCAUAUCUUUGGAACUGGUUGGACCAAAUUAUCGAUCAUUCGUGACAGUGAUGACGUGCAGCUUUUAUACAAUGGGUCUGUGUAUGUUGGCUGGCGUGACCUAUUUGAUAAGAGAUUGGAGAACGUUAGCCAUAACUACGAGCGCACCCUUCCUUUUGUAUUUCUUGUACUGGUGGUUUCUGCCAGAGUCGCCGAGAUGGUUGUUGGCGAAGGGUCGAUUAGGCGAGGCGAACGACAUCCUGGAACGUUUGGCGAAGAUAAACGGGAACGAGUUACCGACCUCUUUCACGCAGAAACUACGACAGCGAAUGAUGAUGUCACGGUCCAAAAGUGAAGAGGAGAGAUUACGUAGCGGACCGGGUGUUUUGUCGCUCUUCAAAACGCCCAACAUGCGUCUGAAGACCUGUCUGAUCACUCUAAAUUGGUUCGCCAAUAACAUGGUGUACGUGGGAUUAUCGUACUACGGGCCAGCAUUGGGCAACGAGGAGCACUUGAGCUUUUUCUUCUCAUCCUUGGCUGAGAUACCGAGCUAUAUGGCUUGCUGGGUCGUGAUGGAUCGAUGGGGUCGUCGUUGGCCUCUCUGCCUGUGCAUGGUAGUGGCCGGUGUCUCGUGCAUUGCCACGGUUCUUUUGUCAUCUGAUGCAGUCGUGGCCACGCUAAUUCUAUUCCUUUUAUCGAAAUCCGCGAUAUCGGCCUCUUUUCUAAUUAUAUAUCCAUUUGCCGGUGAACUUUACCCCACGCAAUUGCGCGGCGUUGCGAUCGGUUUCUCCGCUUACAUCAGUGGUCUCGGACUCAUAAUCAUUCCUUUUGUUACGUAUCUCGGCAAAGAAAACUUGGUGCUGCCCCUCGUGAUUCUUGGAGUUGUGUCUGUAAUCGGUGGACUGUCUGGCCUGCGUUUGCCCGAGACACUGCAUCAUCGAUUACCCCAGACCGUGGAGGAAGGGGAGCUGUUUGGAAAGGAUUGGACUUGUGCCGACUGCUUUCGUUGCGUUCCAAUCAAACCUUCGUCAGCGUCAACUUCCUACGAAGAUCUAUCAGCUAGAGAAACCGUGGAGAUGCACGAGGUACCCGAGGCACCGAUACCUCAGAGAUUGUUAGAGGAUCAACAGAGACCAAGCGGUGCGAGUGUGCGUCGACUGGUUCGACAGUCCAGCGUGAUGGACACGCAACGGGACUCCGAUGGAUCCAUCAAGAUGACUUACUGGUUCUAGAUUUGAGUCGAGCUUUGAGUUUGAAAAUAAAACCCUCGCUACCGAACUUGGAAGAUAUCAUUGUCCAUCGCGUUUCGUCACGUCUACCUUUCCCGCCUAUUUGCAUGCGAAGACGAUUAUGUUCGCGGAUACUUUAGCCUCUGUGUAAUGUACCUGUACGGUUCAAUGAAAUGUUCGACUCGAUGGUAUCGAUUGUAUCAAUAGAUUACUUA